GAAGAAAUAAUAGCAUGGGAUGCAGAAGAAGCAGAGGAGAAAAAGAAGGGGUCACCCAACUCGUUCUUCCAAAAUUAAAAAGUUUGACAUUGAUGUACUUGCCCGAAUUGAAGAGCAUCUGUAGCAGGAGGGCAGUUCAUCUUUACUUAGUGGCGCUGAUUUUCUUUAAUCGAUGAAGAAGAUGAAGAAGAAAUCACCUAUUGUCACUCUGAAACAGUUCAUCUUCACCAUGGCUUCUCUAAUCGAUGUGGAAAAGGAAGCUGAGAUAUCCGCCUCUAUCUCUUAAUGGGCAUCAAGGAAUUUGGAUACUUCUCAA
Messenger RNA from Rubroshorea leprosula, 316 nucleotides. The record is from the annotation of a GenBank genome assembly. NCBI's taxonomy places the organism in Eukaryota, Viridiplantae, Streptophyta, Magnoliopsida, Malvales, Dipterocarpaceae.